Wasmannia auropunctata (little fire ant) is the source of this 4328-nucleotide messenger RNA. RefSeq names its product transcriptional activator GLI3-like. Gene Ontology annotation, molecular function: RNA polymerase II cis-regulatory region sequence-specific DNA binding; DNA-binding transcription factor activity, RNA polymerase II-specific. Bases 1601 to 3388 code for a protein of 595 amino acids. Gene Ontology annotation, cellular component: nucleus. The transcript is spliced from 3 exons. Lineage: Eukaryota; Metazoa; Arthropoda; Insecta; Hymenoptera; Formicidae. Gene Ontology annotation, biological process: smoothened signaling pathway; regulation of transcription by RNA polymerase II. The record is from RefSeq and is a predicted model, not a curated record.
GCGCGACAAUAUAUAAGCUUGCACAUUCGUCUCUGCCAUCAGUUUGAUAUUUCCGUUUCGUUUUGCUGCAGUAUCAUUUGUGUGAUAUUCUGAUCACGUCGAGCUUUCAUCUCGAGCAUUCGAGCGAAAAUAAUUAAAAAGAAAAAGAAGUACGGUAAAUAAAUAGCUGCAGAUCCUCCAGUGUGCUAUAAAGGGACCAGCCAAGGCGACGGCGCAACUACAGCUCAAUUGGCAAAGAUUCAUUGCUCUUCAUCCUCGAAUUCUCUGACCAUUUUUACGUCUUUCUUCUCUUUCUCUUCGACGCAGCGUUUCCAUCGUCAGUAAGCGCGGCAAGCCAUACGCGCUCAGAAAAGAUGGGACUCUCUUAGCAUCGACUGAGCCGUUCUCGCGAUUACCAUCGAUUAAAUCGUUCGCUGUCCUCUGAAUCGAAUUCAGCUAAUCGGACCUCAGCUACUUUCAAUCGUUGUUGUAUAUAUUCGGUGAAAAUAACACGCGCGAAGACUGUCUCCGGAAGUGCGACGGCAGUAUUUUAUGAUUCGUUCGCCGCGAUUGUCCAGCCCAGUUAUGUUCUCGAUCAAGUACAGCAAGCAAUUCCUGAGCUACCGUAUACUCAAGUCCAACCGGUUCAAAUAUAUCUGACGAUACGGACUCGGACUACGUGGUAGAGGGUGCGCGCAAGGUGGUGUGUGUGUAUUGUACUACGGGCGACUUGUACCUACGGUGCUCAGGAAAGCAGAGACGAGGGUGCCCCGACAAGACCUGGAAAGUCUUGUAGAGUCCAAUGGCCGAAUCGGCUUGCACGGCGAUGCGAGCUUGAGGAAGUACGUCGGACUACGACGACGCGACAGAAAACUGGCGUCAUCGAAAAUCGCUAGUGAGGCGAAUCUUUCGAGAGCAAGGGGCACACGGGAGCUUAGAGGAAAAAAAAAUCGUUUGCGGAACAAACUGAAUUGGUAAUGACGAUUGAUGAGAUACUUCAUCGUCGAGGAAAUUUUUAACAAGAAAUAAAGUAUCACAAUUUUUGGAAUAAGCUUGCCAAGAAAGCGAUAUAGCGAAAAAAAUCUGACUGAUAACGACGAAUUAUUUUAUUAACAAAAAAAGUCUUGAGCAAAAAAAUUAAGAUUGACAAUCAAGACUUAUAAAAUUUUAUCAAGCCGUGAAAGGCUGUGGCAGUUGAUAAUUUUAUUGUUGAGGGAAGUUUCAAACAGAAAAAUAAAUCGAAUAUUAGUCAUUAGCGAGACGAUAAAGUUCUGAGGAGACUCCCUUUGAGGGACGGAUUUAUCUAGAGUAACGACAUCGCUCGAGGAUAAUACGCUUGUAUGUCAGCUUGUGAAAGAUCAUUAUUAGAGCGAAAAUCGAGCGGCACGAUCAAAGUUGAGAAAUCACUCGGAAAUUCCUUUGAAAGAGGCACUAAACGCGACAACCGUCACGUGCACAUUCACGUGUAUACAUUUGCACGAUACGCACAUCAUCAGGUGCGCGUAAUCAGGCCUGCAUAAAACGCGAAUUAAACGAAAUCACUAAUUAAAGCGACGAUCGAGCGAAAUCUGCACGUCUUUGGCAAAUCGGUGAAAUUGAUUAAAGUCAAAGGCAAAAGUUAAUGAGAAAAAUGAUCGUUUAUGUUCCGGGCAGAAUGCCAACUCACGUUGGUCCCUACGGCGCCGCUCGUUACCCGGGCACCCUGCUAGGAGCUGUCCCGGGUUUUUACAGCCCGGUUUCCGGCUACUCCACCAGCCCGGUCUCGAGCUACUACGGGAGCCUCCAGCAUCAACCACCGCUGGACCUUCCGGUUUGGCCGCGGAGGAUGCCGGCCGAGGAGGAACUAGGAGCCUCGCCGGCCGCCGGUUUGACCGGCCUCGGGGUGUCUCCGAGCGCCCUUGGCAACGGCGGUCCCCCGAGUCCGGCGCACAGCGACUCGGACGCGUCUAGUUCGAGCUUGGAACUAGGUACCAUCAGGACCGGCGAAAACGCCCAAUUAAAAUGCAGAUGGCAAGACUGUGGCCGAUGGUUCACGUCCCUGGAGCAACUUGCAGGACACGUUGGGAGAUUGCACGCAGCGCCCGGUGUGCGGGGUCUGUUUUAUUGCGGAUGGGAAGGAUGCGCAAGAGGCGAGCGUGGGUUUAACGCGAGGUACAAGAUGCUGGUCCAUGUACGGACACACACGAAUGAGAAGCCGCAUCAUUGCUUCCAAUGUGACAAGAGUUUCAGCAGAGCGGAGAACCUGAAAAUUCACGCGCGUUCUCACACCGGCGAACGUCCUUAUGUCUGUCCCGUCGAGGGUUGCAACAAAGCUUACUCGAAUUCUUCGGAUAGAUUCAAGCAUACUAGAACUCAUUCUGUGGAUAAGCCAUAUUAUUGCAAGGUGCCGGGUUGCCCCAAGAGGUACACCGAUCCAUCGUCCUUAAGGAAGCACGUCAAGACCUACCGCCACUACGUGAACAACAACGACAAGAUCCAAGAGAAGACCUAUGACGAUAGCAACAUCCAGGAGAAAACGAGAUUCGAUGCUUCGCCCGACAAGCAGAGCAGCAGCGCGCAUUCCGAAUCGGACAAAAAGGACUCGAGUAUCGAAAGCGUAUCGGGUUGCAGUCCAAAGACCAGCAGCUUCGAGGAGCAAAGAAACUUUGUCGAGUGGAACAACAUGUACAAUCUUCAGGAACAGCGGAAAGAACAGGAGCAAGUCACCCCGCCCAAGCCGUACGAGCAGGAUGUGAAGAUCUAUCCUAGGAUGUACGAUGACAGUUACAUUAUACCGGACAGGAUUCAAGUGAAUCCCAUGUACGCUUCCAGUAGCACCAUCAUCAAGGACUGCUCUGUAGCUUCCUCGUCGCCUCAUACGAGUCCCGGUCGAGUGUCCGAUUCGAUGCCGCGUAUUGGGAUGCAGUCAACGCCUAUCAAGACCGAGGAACCCAUGGAGUACAGCGUUACCAAGGCCACCACGGUGGAUUAUAGGAACAUCGAAUCGAUCGUCAAUAGUACGCCCUGCAAGAAGGAAAACACGGUCAGUUGCGAUCCCGUGAGGCACUCUGUAAUCAAGCGGGCGGAGGAUCUGAAGAUGGAGGUCGAGCAGACGCUACUCAAAGAGGAAUCGAAGGACACCAGCGGCGACUGUUGUUGUCGGCACAAAUGUUGCGUGCACAGCAAUGACAGCAUCCUACAAAAAACAAAAAUCCUUUCAGAUCUCAUUCUCAAGUCGCAGAAUCCGCUCUUUCGGCAUCUAUUGGGCUCGGUGGAUUUGCAGUAUGGGCUGGAGAAUAUGUGGAGCAACAUGGUAGAUACUAGUAACACAUGCGGCCAAGACCUCAGAGUAAAAGACCUCAGAGUAAAAAUCGAGAACGUCACUGAGAUGGAACAAGACCUGCCACUGGACUUGACGAUCAACAAAUAACGAACAAUUAGCUAUCAACAUACCAAAAAGCUCGUAGUCGUCAAUACGAAUUUUAUCUUUAUCAUUUGACAAAAUACGAAUUAAACGAAACGCCAUGAUUUUAAACGCAGUCAAUCAGUAUAAUUUAAUUGAUCAACAAAGAAAAAUUACUGCAUUAUUGAAAUGAAAAGUUUCGAUUGUAUUGCGAAACCAAAUAUAUUUUAAUACCUUAUAAUGUGAAAAAAAAUGACAAAAUGAAAACAAUCCAAGAUUGGACAAGAAUUUGCUCAAUCCGCAGCUGUCUAGAAAUAGUUGCACUAAUCGAACCGUUAAUCGGAAAAAUAAUCGGACUAGCUAUAAGUGCAACUCGACAAUUUUAAUCAAUUACUUGGAGUAAUUACUUACAAUGUUCCCGCUUUCGAAUUGGCUACUAAAAUUGGAUAAGAUACUAAUACAGAUAGGUAGCUGAAACAAUAAUAAAAGUUAAAUUGGGAACUUAUUAUAAGGCUGUAAAUAUAUCUGAAAAGUACGCACAAAAAUGUGAAAUAAUUGGCUCUUGCCCAGUAAUUUAAUUUCUGUUAGAAUUGAAUUUCAAGAGUUAGUUUUUAUAAUGUAAGACGCUUAAUAAUCAGUACUCUAUGUAAACAAAACAUAUGUAUCAUAUGUAUAUAGAAAUUUAUAUGUAUGUAUAUGUAUGUGUGGCGAGUCAAUUGAUAAAUGAAGUAACAUGGAGUAAAGUACCCAGAGAACAUUAAGACAUCUUAUAGGAUAUCUAAAAGACUUCCUAAAAUUUUUUAGGCGUCCUAUAAAAUUGUCAAAAAGAGGAAUUUGACAUCUUUAAGACGUCUUAUGUCACGUCUUUGAAAUAUUGUUUUAAAAUGCUUUAAGAUAUCUUAUUUUUAUUUGUAGACAUAUUGCGAAGUAAACAUUAGUGAUGCGGAAAUACUUUAAUAAGAAAAAA